Messenger RNA from Perca fluviatilis (European perch), 1235 nucleotides. RefSeq lists its product as uncharacterized. The transcript is spliced from 9 exons. The record is from RefSeq and is a predicted model, not a curated record. The coding region runs from base 449 to 1126 and encodes 225 amino acids. Lineage: Eukaryota; Metazoa; Chordata; Actinopteri; Perciformes; Percidae.
UGGAAUCUUUCUGAGGAAUUGGGGGCUACAUCAGCAUCAUGCCCUCCCCCUCAUGCUGGUCCUGUAAUCAUUUCACAAGACCAGGAAAUUGAACGCCUGAAACAACUCGCUGACACAGAAGAAAAAAUUGCCUUGGCUGGAGAUGCGCGGUGUGACAGCCCUGGUUUCAGUGCAAAGUAUUCGACUUACUCCUUCAUGGAUGAUGCCACAAAGGAGAUUGUCCACUUUGAAUUAGUUCAGGUUACGGAGGCUUCCAGUUCAGUAGCCAUGGAGGCGAUGGGAUUCAAAAGAGGCCUCGAUCACCUCCUGACCAUGGGUGUGGAUGUCGGUGUCAUCACUACUGAUAGAGCACCAUCGAUACGUAAAAUUAUGAGGGAGACCUACAGUGGCAUUCGGCACGAGUUUGAUUCAUGGCACGUCAACAAGAGUGUCAAGAAGAAGCUAGUCAAUGCAGCAAACGAGGGAAAAUAAAGACCUAAUGACCUGGCUGAAGUCUAUAAGUAAUCACUUAUACUGGUCUUGUAGCUCCAGUCACGGAGAUGGUGAGGAGUGUGUGCAUCGGUGGAAAUCCAUGAUCCAACACAUUGUUGGCAUACACAGAUGGGAGGAAGACGGCAUACAACAAACGUGCCAUCAUGCCCCUCUGACAGCCAACGAACAACAGAGGAAAAGGUGGAUGACCGUGGAUUCCCCAGCAUACCGGGCUUUAAAAAGUAUAGUCCUGGAAAAUAACAUACUGCGAGACUUGCGGCAGAUGGCACUGUUCAAACACACAGGGUCCCUGGAAGUUUUUCAUUCGUCUAUGCUGAAGUAUACUCAGAAAAGGCUUCACUUUUCAUACGACGCAAUGCUGGCCAGAACACAACUUGCGGUCAUGGACCACAACGCCAAUGUUGGCAAGGAGCAGGCCAAAACAAAAGAAGGACAACCCCAAUUUGCAUUUGCCUACUCAAAGGCCAGUCAUCAGUGGAUUGCUAGGCCCGUGUAUGAGAGAGGUGCGCAACUAUUCCGCCAAGACCUCAUGGACCACACUCUGAAGAUGAGGGAUGAGAUUAAUCUUGAAGAUUGGCCCCCGUCCUCCGCCUCGCCGGAAAAGGCUUCUAAAGAACAUUGCCCCUGUGCCUAGGCCUGACAAGUCAGAGCUGUUGAAACAAUCCACAUCUCGGUUCAAGUCACAGUGAAAUUUUGUUAUUUGUUGUGUACGACAGUCUCUCAAUCCAUUGUUUUGAUUUAUU